UCAAUCAGACAUUUUGCAUCCCAAGUGAAGCUGGCAACGCCGAGUUCACCCGCUUGAAUAUUUAUACUCCCGGGAAAAAAUUCACAAGCAAUUCAGUUGAUAAUAAGAUUUAUUCGAGAAAUAUUACAAAAUACAUUUACGGCGAUACCAAACUUUUGAUACACUGCGAAAGUUGAUUCCUAGUUUCCUUCAAUGCGUAAUAGAUAGCCAAUUACAACUUCGCAAAUAAACAUAACCUAUACCUAACCUAAAAAUACCGCAUCCGAUUUUCUCGUUCCUACAUUUUCGUAUAUUUAUGAGCCAGUAAAAGUUUCGGUAAUAUUUUUUUUUUUACUUUAUUUUUCCUAGGAAAUCGAGGCUUAGUUGUUGUUGUUCGAAAUCAUAACCUUCGUAUGUGAUAAGGAAAGAAAAAGAGAUGAAAGAUGUCUGAUGCAUUUGAGGAAAUUCAGGCGAUAAAGAUAAAGAGGAACAGUCUAAGAGAAAAAUUGCAAAAACGUAAACGAGAGAGACACGAAUUAUUCACUCUCACUUCGACCCCACCAGCUACAGAAUCAUCUGUGAUUGACACGACUAAUAACAAAUCUGAACCGGUUGAAUACGAACAAGAUGUCUUGCGAAUUUUGCAUCAGUGUAUCUCCAGCUUACCAAUCACAUCGACUGAUCUCACAGAUCAACUCAGAAAAGCUCUCAGCAUUGACAUAUCAUUUUCAGAUAUCAACAAGCUCUUGGAAAAAUUAUCUGCACAAGACAUUAUCAGGAUCAAGGAAAUUACAGAGAACGAUGUCGUCGGAUAUACAAUUCUGUCUAUUGCGGAAUCGAAUUCCCAGGCAGAUUUGUUACAUGCUGAAAACAUUGUUGAAGAGGAAAAACUGGGGGUUUCACUGCCUGCCGCAAUCGAGGAGGAAAGUCCACCGGAAAAACAGACAAAGCUCGAUAAGAAGAAUACUGAGGACAUCAUGUCACUGAUAUCUAUGCCUACAAUAAGAGAAAAGGAGAGUAAAAAAGUCGGGGAACAGAUACUGGACCUUUUGUCAAAACAAACAUCGAAGGAGAAGUCAUUGGCCGAACGUUUUAGGUCUCAGGGUGGUGCCCAAGUUAUGGAAUUUUGUCCACACGGUACUCGUACAGAUUGCGCCAAGCUCAAUGGCAACAGUCAGCCAGGGUCUGGGCAAGCGUUCAAUGAGAAGUGCAAGAAAUUGCAUUUCAAGAAAAUCCUUCAAAGUCAUACUGAUGAAAGCUUGGGAGACUGUAGCUUUUUGAAUACUUGCUUCCACAUGGACACUUGCAAGUACGUUCACUAUGAAGUUGACGGUCCCACUGCGCAACCUAAGGAUCAGGGCGAAGCAGACGCAACAACUUGUGGAAAUACUUCCAGAACAACUGCUCUAGAUCCAAAACCAGUGAGCAAUAAUAAUGGCUCAACGGGAGCAUCGGACCUGACACUGUAUCCUCCUCAGUGGAUCCAGUGCGACCUGAGAUAUCUGGAUAUGACGGUGCUGGGAAAGUUCGCAGUAAUAAUGGCGGACCCUCCUUGGGAUAUCCAUAUGGAGCUUCCCUACGGGACAAUGUCGGAUGACGAAAUGCGGCAACUCGGAAUCCCUACCCUGCAAGAUGAGGGUCUCCUAUUUCUUUGGGUGACCGGACGAGCCAUGGAAUUAGGCAGAGAAUGCCUCCAGUUAUGGGGCUACGACAGAGUGGACGAGAUUAUUUGGGUGAAGACUAAUCAACUUCAGCGCAUUAUAAGAACUGGGAGAACCGGUCACUGGCUCAAUCAUGGGAAAGAGCACUGUCUGGUUGGUAUGAAGGGAUUUCCCAGGGUAAACAGAGGUCUGGACAGUGAUGUCAUCGUGGCCGAAGUGAGGGCGACGAGUCAUAAACCCGACGAAAUUUACGGGAUUAUAGAAAGAAUGAGCCCGGGAACCAGAAAGAUCGAGUUAUUCGGAAGACCGCACAACGUUCAACCGAACUGGAUCACUCUGGGAAAUCAGGUCGACGGUGUGCGAUUGAUUGACCCGCAACUGAUUAAAGCUUUUAAGAAACGCUAUCCCGAUGGAAAUUCGAUGAAGCCGAGUAAAUCUUAGCGAUAUUUAAUAUUCUGUAUAUUUAGAACAAAAUUUUCAACAUCGCAACCUUGAGAAUCUUGACAGCGGACGGAUUAUUAACAAUAAGAUAGGAAUUACAACUUGACCAAAUAUUUUGUGAUUUUUAAGUUUCAAAAUGGUGAUUUCAAAAAUUCAGACGUGCUGGAAUUGAGCAAACAGAAAAAAUUUUUAAUAAAAAAAAUACUAAAAAUAUUCAUUUGUUCUAUUUUUUAAUCAAUGCCACUACAACGAUACAGUAGGUACGAUAUUUGUACUUGCUUUUUUGUGUCACUUUUUCUUUAAAUAUAUAAAUCAUUAUUAUAAUAGUUGUUCCCAAAUUAGCAAUAGCAAUAUCUAUUUACAACAAAGUUGAUAAAUUACUGAUCUGAAACAAUAUCGGAAAAGAGACAGAGUGUCUAAAUACCAAGGAUAUGCCACAGCUGCAGAUUAUCUCUGAAAGUUCCAAUGGAUAGAAUAGAACAAGAAACAUUUACAGCUUUAUUCUAUAAUUGCAGUUUUGAAAAUGCAGAAUUAUAGAAUAAGCCACGUGAUCUCCCUUUCUGAUUGAUGUGAUUCUUCAAGUAAAUAAUUAAAUAAAUUGACAGAUUUUUCACACAAACGAAUGAAAGGUUCAAAUUUAAUUUUCACUAAAUGAAAAGUAGCUUUCUUUGUUUUUUAUUCUUGGAGAAGAUUCCGAAGUAAUUCAGCGAAUUCGGCUCAUCAGCAUUAAAACACCCUGCAAACUUUGCUGGUGUUGAGUAAAACGUGCGUCUUAUCAUCGCCUAAAAGAUCUCUCGUCGAAUUUAAAAAUAAUUAUUAACUGAAGAGAAAGUAUAAGAAAAUAAAACCUACGCUUCACGAGUCGUAACCUAAUAUCAUAAAACACCGCGUUUGUCCGAAGUUCUCUAUGUAUAAAUGCAGGAAUAUAUAUAUUUACAUUAG
Neodiprion fabricii is the source of this 3023-nucleotide messenger RNA. It is a transcript of the gene Mettl3, whose product is annotated as N6-adenosine-methyltransferase subunit METTL3. NCBI's taxonomy places the organism in Eukaryota, Metazoa, Arthropoda, Insecta, Hymenoptera, Diprionidae. The record is from RefSeq and is a predicted model, not a curated record. Gene Ontology annotation, molecular function: mRNA (2'-O-methyladenosine-N6-)-methyltransferase activity; mRNA m(6)A methyltransferase activity. Bases 423 to 2081 code for a protein of 552 amino acids. Gene Ontology annotation, cellular component: RNA N6-methyladenosine methyltransferase complex; nucleus. The transcript is spliced from 4 exons.